AUGAGUAACUGUGCAAUCAUUACAAAGUUGAUUCCAUGGAAUUCAUUAACCAAAAACAUACAAAGUUAUUUACCUAUUGAAAUAAAUAUAUAUAUGACAACAAUUGGAACUAGCUUAAGAAACUUUGUUGAAAAUGAAAUAAUUGCACCAAUAAAAUGGGUAAAGAAUUCAUUAAUACUAGUUGAAGCUUGCUUGGAUAAAACAUGGGAGAUAUUAAAUUCUGGUCAUUGGCAAUUUGUCCCAAUUGAAUAUCGGUACUGUUACACAUUAUGUACUAUUUUAAAGGUAGUAUUAUUGGAAUUUCAAUAUAAUAGUAAUAAUAAAGAAUUUACAAAGAAUACAAUUUUGUUGAAAAAUAUUAUUCAGCAAGUUGAUAAAGGUAUUUUACUAGGAGCACCACUUCCAGAUAUAUCUGAUUUGUUACCAAGAAUUGCUUCAGAAUUAAAUAGUUGCAUUACAAAGUCAAUAGAAAUGUUGGAUUUAGACAAAUUAAUUAUUGAUGUCAAAAAUUUAUACGACUUCAUAUUGCCUGGAUUUACUGAAAUUGUACAAUAUAUUGAACCCUCGAUGGAAUUAUUUUAUAAAGAAAUAUUUAUGCCAAAGGUACCAGCAAUAUUAAAAGAUUGCAUCAAACAUUGGAAAGCUUUGAAGCAGUGGAAAGAUUUGAAGUAUUUAAUUAAUGUAGCCGGUCACCGAAUAGUACCUAUUGAAAUUGGUUCACGUUAUACUGAUGAGAAUUGGUCACAGCAACUUCUGAGUUUUUCAGAAUUUCUACAAAAAUAUGUAUUAACAAAGGGAGAUCAAGUUGGUUACUUAGCUCAACAUCAAUUAUUCGAUCAGAUACCAGAAUUGAAAGAUGAUUUUACAAUUCCAGAAUAUUGUAAUUUUACAGACAAUGAUGAUGUGGAGCAACCAGACAUAAAUGCCUGGUUUGGACCUAGUGGAACUAUUUCACCUCUGCAUUUUGAUCCCAAAAAUAAUCUUUUAUGUCAAGUGUUUGGUUAUAAAAGAGUUUUUUUAUAUCACCCAAAUGAUUCAUCUAAUUUAUAUCCAUAUGAUACAAGAUUACUUAAUAACACUGCACAAGUUGAUCCUUUGAAUCCAAAUUAUGAAAAAUGGCCUAACUUUAGUAAAACUAAAGGUUUGAUGUGUUAUUUGAAACCUGGUGACAUACUUUAUAUCCCUCCAAAAUGGUGGCAUCAUGUAACUUCCUUGACCCCAAGUUUUUCAAUUAGUUUUUGGUGGAAUUAG
Messenger RNA from Eufriesea mexicana, 1251 nucleotides. Its product is annotated as lysine-specific demethylase 8. Gene Ontology annotation, molecular function: histone H3K36 demethylase activity. Lineage: Eukaryota; Metazoa; Arthropoda; Insecta; Hymenoptera; Apidae. The transcript has 7 exons. The record is from RefSeq and is a predicted model, not a curated record. Gene Ontology annotation, cellular component: nucleus. The coding region runs from base 1 to 1251 and encodes 416 amino acids.